CAUUAAGUGCUGCAAGUUGGCUGAAACCUUCCCUUCGAUUCCAGCGUACAGAGAAAAGAAAUCCGCAGAGCUACACCAGUCGUAGCUCUGGGACAACAAUAAACCACGAUGAGCUUCGCAGCUGCUGCAUUCAGACUCCCGCAACCGCAACAACCCCUUCAUUCAUCUCUCUCUCACUAACCACCAACUCUUUUUAAUCUGUUUGUGCUGUAUUCAUUAUGAUCAUACACAACUACUUCAUGGCUGCGUCUGAAACCACAUUGUUUAAUCGAUCCGCUCUCAUCACCGCUUCAAAUCCUUCCUUCAUCUUCCGUCGCCGUUCCUUGUUGAGAUUAUCCCCUAAAUUGGCCGCAAAGAAGCUUGCCUGCUGCUCCUGUUGUCCACCGCCCUACAACUCCCCAAUCCUUUUGUUCAAUUGUAAUAAAAGAAGUCCUCUUUCUUUGCUUUCUGUUAAAACUAGUUGUCGUGUGAAUGAUGAUAUUAAUAGCCCAGCAGCGAGGGCAAUUGAUUUUGGUGAGGUUUUGGCGAGGAGAGGCUUGGCCAUUGCGGCUGCGGUUGCGAUUGGUGCGGUUGUAAUAUUAACUUGUCGGAGAGCAUUAGCGGCCGAGGGUGUUGUGGCUGCGGGAUAUGGAGUUUGGGAACGUAAUUUGUCGGCGAUGAGGAGUUCAUGGCCCAAGGUUUUGCAGGUUUUGACGGUUUUCAAGGAGCAGGGAUUGAUUCUUGCGGCUCUGCUGGGCCUCUCUGCAUUUUUCUCCAUGGCUGAGACCUCCAUUACUACUCUUUGGCCUUGGAAGGUACGGGAAUUGGCUGAGAAAGAAUCAGAGAAUGGUGUGUUCAAAAUGCUAAGGAAUGAUGUUACUCGGUUCCUGACGACAAUCCUCAUUGGCACCACAGUGGUCAAUAUUGGUGCUACAGCAUUAGUUACUGAGGCUGCAACUGCAAUAUUUGGUGAAGCUGGUGUCAGUGCAGCUACUGGGGUGAUGACGGUUGCUAUUCUGCUCCUGACAGAAAUUACUCCAAAAAGCAUUGCUGUUCACAAUGCCACUGAGGUUGCUAGGUUUGUGGUCAGGCCAGUGGCAUGGCUUUCCCUCGUAUUGUAUCCUGUGGGGAGAGUUGUGACUUAUCUGUCAAUGGGAAUGCUAAAAUUGCUAGGCUUAAAAGGAAAAAGUGAACCAUAUGUAACUGAAGAUGAACUAAAACUGAUGUUACGCGGAGCAGAGUUAAGUGGCGCAAUUGAGGAGGAAGAACAGGAUAUGAUUGAAAAUGUGUUGGAAAUAAAAGAUACCCAUGUGAGGGAGGUGAUGACUCCUCUGGUUGAUGUUGUUGCCAUAGAUGACGGUGCGACACUUGUAGAUUUCCACAAUCAAUGGGUAGAUCAUCAGUAUUCUAGGGUGCCUGUCUUUGAGGAGCGAAUUGACAACAUUGUUGGCAUGGCAUAUGCAAUGGAUCUCCUGGAUUACGUGCAGAAGGGGGAGCUGCUAGAAACUUCUAAAGUCGGAGAUAUGGCCCACAAACCUGCAUACUUUGUUCCUGAUUCAAUGUCUGUUUGGAAUCUUCUUAGAGAGUUUCGCAUCAGGAAAGUUCACAUGGCUGUUGUUCUAAAUGAAUAUGGUGGAACUGUUGGUAUAGUGACCCUUGAAGAUGUAGUUGAAGAAAUUGUUGGUGAGAUUUUUGAUGAAAAUGACUCAAAGGAGGAAAUCCAGAAAAAGACUGGUUAUGUUGUCAUGCGUGCUGAAGGCAUAUAUGAUGUGGAUGCCAAUACAUCAAUAGAUCAGCUUUCUGAAGAUCUUAACAUUAAAAUGCCAGAGGGUCAUCAAUAUGAAACAGUUUCAGGUUUUGUCUGCGAGGCAUUCGGAUAUAUCCCAAGAACAGGUGAGACAAUAAAAGUAGUCCUUGAAAGAGAAAAUCAGGAGGACCAUGUUGAUUAUGAUGAGCCCGAAUCUGACCGCCAAGAAGAAAAUGAGAAAACUCAAAUAUUUAAGCUUGAGAUACUAGCAGGAAAUGCCAGAAAAGUAAGUGCUGUUCGUUUUGAAAGAAUAAACAAUGAAGAGGCAUCCGUAGAGAACAGAGGGGUAACUCGUUUUAUAUCGAAACUUUGGAGGAGAAGAUCUAUGAGCGAUGAUGAAUCAGAUAGGACAGAUGAUCAUGAGGUCCCAGUUGAUGAUAUGUCAAAUGAUUGUGUAAUGUCUGUACAGGAAGACAAUGCUGAUCAAGUAAGUAAAAAGUAAGCGUCUUGAUGGAAAAGGGAAAUAGGAAAUAAGUGGCCAUUAGAUGCAGCCUCAUUCUUUUCACCUACAGGAACAAGUGGAGACUAAGUUUGAAUUAUUCUUAGUGCCGUUCUUGUGUAUGGUUGAAUAUGAAUCCUCACAUUUGGAUUCCGGAAGAAUGAAGGGUAACUUAUCGGACCUAUAACGGAUGGCCAUUUAGCUCUGAGUAACUAGGGUCUUUUCAACAUGGCCUUGUCUGAGUUUUAUUCAUGGAUCUUCCCAAGGAAUGUUAUAAGAUUUUUCCUUCCUAAAUGUCAUUGCUGCCAGCUGAUGUAGAGUUCGAUAGAGGUUAAUUGUUUGGAAUCUUUGUUGAAAUUAUUUGAGAGGUUGAAGGUGGAAAUUUUGUCCGCAUCUCUCUCUCUCUCUCUCUCAACCAUGCUGUGAUGUGGGAGAAACAGAAACAGCCUUGUAUUUACUUUUUCUAACAAGUUGUGCUCAAUA
Salvia miltiorrhiza (redroot sage) is the source of this 2708-nucleotide messenger RNA. RefSeq names its product putative DUF21 domain-containing protein At3g13070, chloroplastic. The coding region runs from base 219 to 2228 and encodes 669 amino acids. The transcript has 14 exons. Gene Ontology annotation, molecular function: flavin adenine dinucleotide binding. The record is from RefSeq and is a predicted model, not a curated record. Lineage: Eukaryota; Viridiplantae; Streptophyta; Magnoliopsida; Lamiales; Lamiaceae.